GUAGAAUACAAUGUGAAAUUGUUAUUUCAAGAGUUCAGAUUGAGCAAAAAGCUUUCUGAAUCCAAAACUUACAUAUUUUUAAAUGAAAAUAUUAUUAUUCUGUCUAUUUUCGCACUGACAUUGCAUUAUUUUCGUAUUUUCUUGCAAAGUUUAGUGAAAAGAUCCGCUGAAAAGCAUAAUUUAUUGAUAUUUUGCUGCAAAACAAAUGGAGGAAGAAGAAGAUAUUUCUGAGCUAUUAAGGAAAGGACUUGUACUAACAGAUAAUCGUAAAUACGAUGAAGCAGAAACUCUUUUUAAAUGCAUCAUUGCUACGUUAGAGAAGUGUAAUGCUUCUUCAAACUGUCCGUACUUGUGUGAAGCUUAUAAUAAUUUAGGUCUUAUUCAAUACAAAAAGGUGGAAUUUCAGAAGGCUAUAACAUCAUACGAUCGAUCUAUUCAGAUUGAUAAUUCUUUUGCACCAGCAUACUAUAAUCAAGGCACUAUCUAUUACCGUCUCGGAUCUUAUGAAACUGCCUUGGAAAAAAUGACAAAGGCUGUGUCUCUGCAACCUUCGAAUAUUGAAUUUCAGAAAGGAUUUAAUGCAACAUUUAAAAUAAUCAGAGACCACCCAUGGGUGAUGCCAGUGCAGUACAGAAUGGAAAUACAGGACUGAAAUGUACUCUAAUAUGUGCUCUGUAAGAAAAAAAAUUGAAAAAGGCCAAACUAUUAUGCAAUUUCAAUUAUGUUUUAACUAUUAAUGUUCUCAAUAUUCAUUUGUACAUAUAUUUAUGUACAUAUUCAUUUGCACAUAUUUACUUACUCUAAUUUUGAUACAAAAUAAAGGAUCGAAUUAAAGAUUU
Parasteatoda tepidariorum (common house spider) is the source of this 839-nucleotide messenger RNA. Its product is annotated as BBSome complex member BBS4 homolog. Gene Ontology annotation, molecular function: protein binding. Lineage: Eukaryota; Metazoa; Arthropoda; Arachnida; Araneae; Theridiidae. The record is from RefSeq and is a predicted model, not a curated record.